AUGGUGGCAAAUCUGUUCAAGCUGCACUCUCGAGAGUGGGACACAGAAAAGAUCGAGAGUUUAUUCCCAUCGCUGGUCCCAAAAAUACUAAGCAUCAAGCCCAGUAAACAAGGUGCACCAGACAGAAGAAUCUGGUUAAAAAACACUGCAGGAGUCUACUCAACAAAAACAGGCUACUAUUCAGCUCUGGAGGAUAGGGAGAAUCAAGAAUCAAUUCUGCAGCAGCAACAAUUUAACUGGAUAAGAGACGUCUGGACAUUACCAACAGCAGAGAAAAUAAAAGUGUUCAUCUGGAAAGCUUCCCUAGAUGCGCUACCAGUCAAUGCUAACCUAGCAAACAGACAGAUCAUUCUAAAACCAGAUUGUGCUAUUUGUGGGGAAAGUGAAUCAAUCCUACACCUAUGCUUCCUUUACCCUUUCGCUCAAAGAGUAUGGGAUCGUGUACCUUUUGCUUCAUCGUUUAGAGCAGCGGCGCACGAUAGCUUUGGAGCAGGAUGGAGAGCCCUACAGGAUAAUAUUUGUCUCCCUCCGGUGGGCCUCGGGCAGAGAAUCCUUGCUCCCUGGGUAAUCUGGAACCUAUGGACAGCAAGGAAUUACUGUAUUUUUCAAGACAUAGGCUUUUCUGAACAAGAAACGAUAACAAAGGCAAUCGGUGAUGCCUGUGAAUGGGUCAAUGCUCAAAGCAUCAUACCCCCCUCCCACCCAAGAGAAUAA
This is a messenger RNA of Thlaspi arvense, 714 nucleotides long. The record is from the annotation of a GenBank genome assembly. NCBI's taxonomy places the organism in Eukaryota, Viridiplantae, Streptophyta, Magnoliopsida, Brassicales, Brassicaceae.